Messenger RNA from Humulus lupulus (European hop), 651 nucleotides. RefSeq lists its product as uncharacterized. The record is from RefSeq and is a predicted model, not a curated record. Lineage: Eukaryota; Viridiplantae; Streptophyta; Magnoliopsida; Rosales; Cannabaceae. The coding region runs from base 1 to 651 and encodes 216 amino acids. The transcript is spliced from 2 exons.
AUGCAAUUCAGAACCGAGUUAAGCAAUUGCUUCGACCAAGGUAAUGAACCUCACAUCUUUGAGCUCUUAGAAUCUCUGAUUGCUCAACAUCAAGGCAAUGAUUCCAUUAGUGCAUACUUCACAAAACUCAAAGAAAUUUGGGAUGAAAUUCAUGAACUCCGACCUCACAUUCCUUUCACCUUUGCUAUUGAAUCCGAUCAUUUUGAUUUUCAAAAUCUUGAACAAGUUCUACCAUUUCUUACUGGUUUUAAUGAGUCAUUUCAUGUUGUUCAUGCCCAACUGUUACUCAUCGAUCCUCUUCCCUCUCUUUCAAAGGUUUUCUCAUUCAUUGCACAAGAAGAGCAUCAAAGAAAGCUUCGCCCUUCCCACAUUACCAAUCUGAUUGCAACCUCUACUUCUAACCCCAACCUUGCAUCUUCAAAAAAACAAAAAGAUGAGGUUCACUUGUUCAACUGCGAAAAACUAGGCCAUCUUAAAGACAAGUGCUACUUUUUUAUGGAUUUCCUCCGAGGUAUGGUGACAAAUGGCAGCUUGAAUCUUCUACUAGACCAUCUGCGAAUCAAGCUACUACCUCUUCAUCCAAUUGUCUCAAUUCAUGAGAAUCAUUCUUCAAUUCAGAAACUUAUUGCUUUACCCAGCCAACAAAUUUAG